CCCAUCUUCUCCUGCUGGGUCAACUGUGUCAUGUGACUGUCAUAUGAUAGAUCGUGACGCCGUGUUGUAGUCAGUCAGCUGUUAGCGCUAGACAGUAACCGGGUGGAGCAGGAUUUUUACAUUUACAGCGGUGGAUAUAUUAUCACAGGAUGGAUAUCCGCGGGGCUGUGGACGCUGCAGUCCCAACCAACAUCAUUGCUGCAAAGGCAGCUGAGGUGCGGGCCAAUCUGGUCAACUGGCAGUCCUACCUACAGAGUCAGAUGAUCUCAGUAGAGGACUGUGAAUUCAUCAAGAAAUUUGAGGUGGCCAACUCUGAGGAGAAACAGGUCAUUCUGACCAAUGAAGGACAUCAGUGUGCAAAGACCUUUCUGAACUUGAUGGCGCACAUCUCCAAGGAGCAGACAGUCCAGUACAUCCUGACUCUGAUUGAUGACACUCUACAGGAGAACCAUCAGCGGGUCAAUAUCUUCUUUGACUACGCCAAAAAGACAAAGAACACCGCCUGGUCUUACUUCCUUCCCAUGCUGAACCGUCAGGACCUUUUUACUGUCCACAUGGCGGCGAGGAUCAUCGCAAAGCUGGCUGCAUGGGGCCGUGAUCUGAUGGAGGGAAGUGAUCUGAACUACUACUUCAACUGGAUCAAAAGCCAACUCAGUUCACAGAACCUACAUGGUACAGGUCCAGAAACAGGCUCAGGAGCAGGAACUAUUUCCCCCAGUGAAAGCUCUCAGUACGUCCAGUGUGUGGCUGGGUGCCUACAGCUGAUGUUGAGGGUGAAUGAGUAUAGGUUUGCCUGGGUGGAGGCUGAUGGAGUCAACUGCAUCACAGCGGUGCUGAGCAACAAGUGUGGCUUCCAGCUCCAGUACCAGAUGAUCUUCUGUGUUUGGCUCCUGGCCUUCAGUCCUCAGCUCUGUGAGCAGUUGAGACGCUAUAACGUAGUGCCAGCCCUGUCGGACAUCCUUCAGGAGUCUGUCAAGGAGAAGGUCACUCGAAUCAUUCUGGCUGCCUUCAGGAAUCUCUGGGGGAGCGGCAGAGAAGGGGACCGUAGGAUCCCGGCCUUUUCGUCAAAUUCUAAAACAAAAUUGGAAACCCUUUACCCAAAAAAUUAUGACGAGGAAUCCCGAGGACGCAAAUUCCGCUGGGGGGCUGGGAGAGACGUGCAGACUCAGUCUGGCGCCUGGAAAGGAGUCCGUGACAAGUCGGAAAGUUUUGGGGUAGAACGCCGUCCCCUGAACGGAAAAAUACGAGCUCCUCAGAUCUUGACUAGGCUUUUGGAGGUGUCUGAUGAUCCUCAAGUUAUAGCAGUGGCAGCUCAUGACAUCGGAGAGUAUGUGCGGCAUUACCCACGUGGAAAACGGGUGAUUGAGCAGCUGGGUGGAAAACAGCUGGUGAUGAAUCACAUGCACCAUGAGGACCAGCUUGUCCGUUACAACGCCCUGUUGGCUGUGCAGAAGCUCAUGGUCCACAACUGGGAGUACCUGGGAAGACAACUCCAGUCCACUGAUCAGCAGCAAGCUCCUGCCGUGGCAGCCCGAAGCUGAACUGUUCCCGUGCACAUGCGUUUGUGUAUUACUGUGUGUAUGAGUGUGUACUGUAUGCUAGUUGUUCUUUGCCAUUUUAAUAAUGGCUUGUUCAUUUUGUGUAACGGCUUGAAAAUCAAACGGUGUGGUUUCCUCCUUCAAUCUGCACCCUAUAUGAUUCUCGAUGUUUCUUGAUUUGACUGUCGUGCUUCGUGUCGUGCCCCUUGCGAAGUGAUAUAUGGUGAUUGAUGUCCCACUUUAAGUCUGUGAUGUACAAAAACUGCAACUUAUUUAAGUCUUACGUGUAAAACAUUGUAUGUAUCCUAAUAAAGAUGCUUAUCUAUGGUGUUA
Molecule: messenger RNA, 1871 nt
Organism: Etheostoma spectabile (orangethroat darter)
Lineage: Eukaryota; Metazoa; Chordata; Actinopteri; Perciformes; Percidae
Gene: atp6v1h
Product: ATPase H+ transporting V1 subunit H
Exons: 14
Coding region: 150-1541 (463 amino acids)
Biological process (GO): proton transmembrane transport
Cellular component (GO): lysosomal membrane; vacuolar proton-transporting V-type ATPase, V1 domain
Molecular function (GO): proton-transporting ATPase activity, rotational mechanism
Source: RefSeq, a predicted model, not a curated record